AAAAGCGAUGAUGGAGAAGGGUCCGCAGAUGGUACCGACGACCCUGUGGAUGGCAUCGGCCGCACUUUUCAGAUGUCGGUACUCUUUCUUCCACCAUCGACCAUGUCCCCCGUCAUCAUCCUCACUGGCGCCUCUCGUGGCCUUGGUCUUUCCGUCCUCCGCAUCCUCCUCGACACCCACAACGCCAGAAUCGCCACCCUCUCGCGGUCCCUCACUCCGGAGCUCGAAGCGGCCGCCAAGGAUUAUCCUGGCCGCGUGCACCCUGUCCAAGGCGAUGUCGGCAAACCAGAGGACAAUGCUAGGGUAGUCAAGGAAGCUGUAGAGAAGUGGGGCCAGCUGGAUGGGCUCAUUGUCAACGCUGGCAGCAUAGACCCUGUUGGCAAGCUUGGUAGCGUCUCUUUGGACGCCUUGACGCCGUAUAUCCAGACCAAUCUUCUUGCAAGCAUCUACCUGAUCCAACCUGCCCUUCCUCAUCUCCGAAAAUCGAAAGGUCGAAUCGUGCUCGUGUCUUCUGGUGCCUCUUCGACUGGAUACCAAGCCUGGGGCUUGUACUCUAUGGCCAAGGCCGGUAUGAACAGUCUGGCUAGGACUUUGGCUAGUGAAGAGAAGGAGAGUGGAGUGUCUACUUUCGCCGUCAGACCGGGAGUUGUGAACACUGAUGUAUGCGCCCAAUCCACUGAAUGGUACCACCGGAAAAGCUGACAUUUCACAGAUGCAGCUCUUCCUCCGUACUCAUGGCCCGGGUGAGAUGAGUGACACCGACAUGGCCAAGUUCCAAGGAGCUUACGAGAAGGGCGAACUCCUCGCACCCGAGCAGCCUGGUUCUGUGCUUGCUGGUCUUGCUGUCAAGGGCCCUGCGGAGCUCAGUGGGGAGUACAUCAACUGGGCAGAUGAGAGGUUGAAGCAUCUCCAGCUAUAAUCUUACCGUUGGACGUCAACUCAUCAGAUAGGCAUUAUAUGAUUCGAAAAUAAAUUGAAACGUGGUCAAGUGAUUUACCCGUGUUGUUCGAU
Cryptococcus amylolentus CBS 6039 is the source of this 1011-nucleotide messenger RNA. RefSeq lists its product as hypothetical. The transcript has 4 exons. Gene Ontology annotation, molecular function: oxidoreductase activity, acting on NAD(P)H, oxygen as acceptor. Gene Ontology annotation, cellular component: intracellular anatomical structure. Lineage: Eukaryota; Fungi; Basidiomycota; Tremellomycetes; Tremellales; Cryptococcaceae. The record is from RefSeq and is a predicted model, not a curated record. The coding region runs from base 73 to 702 and encodes 209 amino acids.